Messenger RNA from Leptosomus discolor (cuckoo roller), 766 nucleotides. RefSeq names its product THO complex subunit 7 (gene THOC7). Gene Ontology annotation, cellular component: THO complex part of transcription export complex. The record is from RefSeq and is a predicted model, not a curated record. NCBI's taxonomy places the organism in Eukaryota, Metazoa, Chordata, Aves, Leptosomiformes, Leptosomidae. Gene Ontology annotation, biological process: mRNA processing; mRNA export from nucleus.
GUUAUCCGCAAGCGACUUCUGAUCGAUGGCGAUGGUGCUGGUGACGACAGGCGGAUCAAUUUGUUGGUGAAGAGUUUCAUUAAGUGGUGUAAUUCCGGAUCUCAAGAGGAAGGUUACAGCCAAUACCAACGAAUGCUGAGUACUUUAUCACAGUGUGAAUUUUCAAUGGGGAAAACUCUUCUGGUGUAUGAUAUGAACCUGAGAGAAAUGGAAAAUUAUGAAAAAAUCUAUAAGGACAUAGAAAAUAGUAUAGCUGCAGCACAUGAGAAGAUUUCUGAAUGCAAAAAACAAAUCCUGCAAGCCAAAAGGAUUCGAAAAAAUCGCCAGGAGUAUGAUGCGUUGGCCAAAGUCAUACAGCACCACCCAGACAGACAUGAAACUCUGAAGCAGCUCGAGGCCUUGGGGAAAGAACUGCAACAUCUUUCUCACAUUAAAGAAAAUGUUGAAGAUAAGUUGGAGCUGAGAAGAAAGCAGUUUCAUGUUCUUCUGAGCACCAUCCACGAACUUCAGCAAACCCUGGAAAAUGAUGAAAAACUUUCAGAAGCUGAAGAAUCUCAAGAAACUCAGAUGGAAACAGAGACCAAACAGUAGGUGUAAUACGAAGACUACUGACUACACUAUUGAAGAAUAUCCAAGUGUCUUCACUUUUUAUUGAAACCAACAGUAAGAAACGGAGCUGAAAAAUAGUUUUCUACUGCUUCUGUGAAUUUUUGUACAAAAAUACUUGUUUUGCCAAUGCUUCAGGGGAAAACAGCUACAGAUCUGU